Molecule: messenger RNA, 1179 nt
Organism: Equus quagga
Lineage: Eukaryota; Metazoa; Chordata; Mammalia; Perissodactyla; Equidae
Product: olfactory receptor 8S1-like
Exons: 2
Coding region: 1-1179 (392 amino acids)
Biological process (GO): G protein-coupled receptor signaling pathway
Cellular component (GO): membrane
Molecular function (GO): G protein-coupled receptor activity; olfactory receptor activity
Source: RefSeq, a predicted model, not a curated record
AUGAAAAAUCUUAGCAUCAUUGAAGAAUUUGUGCUUCUGGGAUUGUCCAGUGACCCAGAUAUCCAGACCGUGCUCUUUGUUCUCUUCCUGGGGAUUUACCUCCUGACCCUGAUGGGGAACCUGAUGAUGAUCCUGGUGAUCAGGUCCGAUUCCCACCUCCACACCCCCAUGUACUUCUUCCUUGGACAUUUGUCUUUCCUAGACAUGUGCCACUCUUCAGUCACUGUGCCCAAGAUGCUGAAGAAUUUCCUGUCUCAGAAGAAAACCAUCUCGGUGUGGGGCUGUAUCACCCAGAGUUUCUUUUUCAUUCUUUCUGGGGGUGCUGAGGGCUGCUUGCUCUCUGCUAUGGCCUAUGACCGCUAUGCUGCCAUCUGCCACCCUCUGCUCUACACUGUGGUCAUGAAUAGACCUCUCUGCACUGCAAUGGUCAGUGCAGCAUGGAUGACGGGGUUUCUGAACUCACUAGUGAAUAAUCUUUGUAUCCAGAGCUUAAAGUUCUGUGGUCCCAAUAUCAUCUCCUACUUCAGUUGUGAACUGCCUUCACUCUUUCCUCUGUCCUGCAGUGAUCCCAUGGCUAACACCAUCCUGCUGGCUGGGUCUACUGCAUUUCUGGGACUUGUGACACUUCCCCUGAUCCUCUUUUCUUACUCAAAAAUCAUGUUUGCUAUCCUAAGUAUCUCCUCCUCUGGGGCCCGAGGCAAAGCCUUCUCCACCUGCUCCUCCCACCUCACCGUGGUGCUCUUGUUCUAUGGGACAGCUCUAUUUAAAGCAGAUAUACAAUCUGGCCAAAACCUCGCUGAUGGGCAGGAGAACGAGGUGAAGAGAAGGCCUGCGAGCUCAAGGCCACUGCGCUCGCCACCCGGGAGCCGUGGUGGGAACGACCAUCAGAACACUGAGGACACACAUGCAGGCGCUCGGGAAGGGAAAAGGUAUUUCGUUAGUCGUUCAGAAUCUCUGCGCCCCGCGCUGGAGAAAGGAGGUCUCGCGGCUCUGCCCCUGCCACUCUUUCCGAGGAAGUGGCCUGUUUCCCGCUCGCUGCCCCACCUAGCUCCGCGGUUAGCGACUCUUCCUCACCUCAGAUUCCUCAGCCGUCCGCUGGGCCGGCGCGCUCCUCUCCCCAGCCUCGCAGACGCAACCUUCCCUCUGGGUGCUCCUUUCGCUCUCUGGCCCCUGGCCUGA